CUGAAUAUCGUCAAAAUUGAUGAUUAUUUUUUGGAGGAUUUUCAUUUUAACAUAAAAAAUUUUUUUCUUAGAAUUUUGCUUUGGAAUUAAUCAUAAAAAAAACAAUACAAAUGUUUUGCUAAAAUCCAUAAAAUCAAGCUGAAAGUGUAGUGUGUAAUUUAAUAAACCUCUCCUUAGGAAAUAAAUUUGUUUAAACACUUUUCUAGCAGUCGUAGCAAAGGAAAAAAGCCACAAAAGAGCAGAAACAAGAAGAAGACAAUUAUUGAAACGGUGAAGCAGCAGCAGCAGAAUGAGUUCGUCAACGACAACCCGCAAAGAAACGGAAAGGACCAAACUAAUACAGGAAAAAUGUCAAACAUUAUUAACACAAAUGCUAAGAGAUGAGGACAACAAAUACUGUGUAGAUUGUGAUGCCAAGGGACCACGUUGGGCUUCAUGGAAUUUAGGCGUUUUCCUAUGCAUACGCUGUGCCGGCAUUCAUCGUAAUCUCGGCGUACACAUAUCACGUGUAAAAUCGGUAAAUUUAGAUACAUGGACACCGGAACAGGUCAUAUCCCUGCAACAGAUGGGCAAUUCAAGAGCACGAGCUGUAUACGAGGCUCAGUUGCCCGAUGGUUUUCGACGUCCACAGACCGAUACCGCUCUGGAAUCCUUCAUACGUGCCAAAUAUGAGCAUAAGAAAUACCUGGCUCGUGAAUGGGUGCCACCAUCGCCACCCAAAGUCGAUUGGGCUAAGGAAAUCGAUGAGGAGCUGGAAAGGCAGAAGCGUAAAAAGAAAGCUGCUCAGGCAAAUACAGCUCUGGGUAUUGGUGUAAUAACGGGCAGCGCCGAUAAGAAAUCAUCAGCGUCCAAGUCGUCACCCCUACCAGCGCCAUUGCCCAAACCGAAACCGGGUCAGAGCGGCAGUAGUCCUAAAAUUCAACGUAUUUCCAUUAGUUCUACGGGCGCUGAUAGCAAUCAUAGCAAUGAUCUGUUGGGCUUAGCCUCGCCAACGAAACCAGUACAGACAUCGAUGGCUGGGCAGCAGUCAUCGAAUAUUAGUGACUUACAAAAUGAUACGUUUAGCUGUUUUUUGAGUGCUACUCCGGCUGUGAAUGAUACUCAACAAAUGACCAAUAAUGCAAACGCCUCGCAGAAUUCAUUGGCCAAAGAGGAAGAAGACUUUUUCAAUCAGGGCUCAUUGGUUAGUUCGGGCGACAAAGACAAAUCAGGGAAACUAACAAAGGAUAGUAUACUGGCAUUAUAUGGACAGGCUCCGCCCAAUCCCACGCCGGCCAUGAAUUUCCUACAACAACAGCAGCAGCAGGUCAAUCCUCAGACUGCAAUGUUUGGUGCCACAGGAGCAUUUACCGGCAUGGCUCCCGGUGGUUUCAUGGGUGCUGGUGGGCCAGCGGCCAAUCAGCAUCAGCAAUUUAUGACACCACCCAAUUCAGCCAGCAUGUAUAAUGCCCCCGUAAUGACCGCCCCGGCCGCCUUUACCGCUCCCGGUAUGUCGGCCAUGCAUAUGGGUGGUGGUGGCGCCGCUGCUAACGCGGGUUUUGCCGCCCAAUUUCCUAUGCAAACUGGUUUUCCACAAACUCAAACAAUGGGUGGCAUUAUGGCGACCGGUCAACCUGCUGGUGCAAAUCUCAUGCAUUCGCAUAAUCAAAGUCUCAUGACUAGUUUAGCUGCAAACCAUGCUCCGCUAAUGUUUCCCGGCAUGGCGCCCACUAUGCAAACCCAAACGACCUUUAAUCAUCAUCAGGGUUUGAUAGGUGGUUUUCCUAUGGGCGCCAUGGGUACAAACAGUGCUCAGGCUAAUAAUGCGGCAACCACAAGUUUACAGCAACAGUUUGGUAAUCUUAAUAUCGGCAAUGUAUGGCAAUAAAUUUAUAGAUUUUUAAACAAUUCUACUUAUUACGUUUCCAAAAUACUUAAGAACUUGCCGUUAAAACGAAAACUAUGACUAUCUUGAAAGAAAUCCUCUACUCCUCCCCUAAAAAAUUAAAAAAGAAACAACAAAAAUGUUCGCCCCCACCCUGGGAAGGUUGAGUUGUAGUUGAAGAAUGUUUUGUUUUUCUUACAUUCUUGCACUCGGAAGUAUUAUUUAACAAUUUAUUUGCUAUAUAUAAAUUAUCAAUUAUAUUAAAUGGUUUUAAUAAAGUUUUCAGGGCUCCCACACUCUACACCUCCUCCUUUCUCAUUCUUCUCUUUUAAUAAUGUAGUACGAAACAAUUGUUUAUAUUAUUAUUCUCUUUACAAUAUAAAGGAAUAUUUAUGCAUGUUAUAUUUAAUUUUGCUUUCUUAAAAACGAAAACGAAGAAAAAAACAAUGUCUCUAACCCCCUACCCCUCUCCAAACUCUUUUUAAACAAAACUUAAGAAACUUAAUACAUAAUCUUGUAAAGGUUUAAUUAAUUAAAUUAAAGAUAAACACAUAAUACAAAAUUAAGUAAAUUUUUAGCUUAUACAAAGGAAAUAAGAAAAGAGCGUUCUUCUAUCUAUCACUCUUUAAAAAAAAUUAUUAUUAAAAAAAAAAUACAAAAAUCUUGAAAUAAUUUCUUAAUGAAAUGGUAAAAAAAAAAUAAUUUGUUUUGAUUUUUUAAACAAGAUUAUAUUAAUAAUUAUAAAAAAAUGUAUAAGAAAAAUUAAUAUAUUAGUUAUAAAAUAAAAAUAUUAAAAAAUAUACAAAAA
Calliphora vicina (urban bluebottle blowfly) is the source of this 2672-nucleotide messenger RNA. Its product is annotated as stromal membrane-associated protein 2. NCBI's taxonomy places the organism in Eukaryota, Metazoa, Arthropoda, Insecta, Diptera, Calliphoridae. The transcript has 2 exons. Gene Ontology annotation, cellular component: cytoplasm. Gene Ontology annotation, molecular function: metal ion binding; GTPase activator activity. Bases 290 to 1867 code for a protein of 525 amino acids. The record is from RefSeq and is a predicted model, not a curated record.